Molecule: messenger RNA, 2008 nt
Organism: Halichondria panicea
Lineage: Eukaryota; Metazoa; Porifera; Demospongiae; Suberitida; Halichondriidae
Exons: 4
Coding region: 142-1911 (589 amino acids)
Source: RefSeq, a predicted model, not a curated record
UUUGAGGGCAUAAUUAUAGUUUCCUUGUGCUGUGUACAUGAUUUUCUGAGGGAUACUUCCCUAUAGUGGCCAUCAUGCAUCACUUUCUGCACUGUCAACAUUUUAGUCGCCACAUCACUUGUUAACUUAAUCAAUAUAUCAAUGAAGACUGCUGCUUUCAGUGUGCUGAUUACUCUCAGUGCAUUGCUCCCUCUACUGACUGCUCAGGGAGUGGACUUGACCUUGCAAAGAGAAGCAUCUGGGUCCGAUGUAGUCAGAGCAGCAGUGAAUAGAAUCCAAGCUGUACUCGAUUUUGAUCGACAACUUCUGAGGCGAAUUGCUUUUGUUGAAUCGAGAGAUGGAACUGACACAGAUACGUAUCGACCUGGCUACAAUGGAGGCAUAUGGCAGGUGGAUGAAGAUAAGUUUUUAACCACUCAAGCAAAUAGUGCACUGAAUGUUGAGAGACAUGACGCCAUAAGAGAGGCGUUUGACAUUGAUUGGCCAAGUGUGCAGUGGAGGGAUUUGAGGAUUCCCCUCUAUUCGGGAAUAGCAGCGAGACUGUUUCUUUUAAACGUUUCUGAUACGGAACCUAUUCCGUGUGAUAUACCAGGACAGGCUGCUUACUGGAAGACACACUACCGAGUCUACCGUGGCAUUUAUACUUGUAAUAAGGCUGACUCGGAGGAGACAUUUAUCGAAUAUGUUAACAUCUUAGCAAAAAGAAACCCCUGUCGAGUUGUCAACGACAUUGUGAUGGUCCUGGAGGAAUCUGGAAAUGUUGGGGAGGCCAACUUUAACCGGGUGAGAGAAUUUGUUAUUCAAUAUGUGGACAGUUUGCAAAUCGGACCGAAUGACAAUCGAGUAGGUGUGAUCACAUUUGGCACUACUGCCCAGGAGCAAUUUAGUCUAGACACCUGCAGCAAUGCUACAUCCUUGAGAAAUGCUGUGGCAGAUCUUCCAUAUAGUCAAGGAGGUACUAACAUACCAGAUGCUCUCUGUCAACUUCUCCGAGUUUUCUCAACUGAAGGUCGUACGGAUCCCAGUGUGUUUAGAGUGGCCAUGGUCUUAACUGAUGGGCAGUCUACAGUAAACACUAACAACUGUGGCUAUUCAUCAGUUGCUGAAGCUGCGGCUGCUUUGAGGGCUGCCUCUCCACCUAUUAAUGUGUUUGCAAUCGGAGUCGGGUCAAAUGUCCAGAGAAAAGAUUUGGUAGCCAUUGCCAGUCAAGAGCAGUACAUUUUCAGUUCGGCUGACUUCUCACAGUUGUUGUGUAUUCAGAGUGUUCAAGAGGAACAGAUUUGCAACACAAUCGCAGCAACUGUUCCAAGAAACACCACCAACAAUGGUGAACUGGAACGUGGGGAGCAAGUCCGAUGGGAAUUUACCAUAUCUGAAUGUGGCGUGUCAUUUAAUCUCACUGUACAAGAAGGGGAUGUCGUUUUGUAUGCGUCAACAGAAACCACAGCACCAAAUGAGGCCAUUUAUCAGUUGAGAAUUGAAGUUUCAGCCACAUCCAAUUCUUUUGAGGCCAUAAACAUUAUUCCUGCAUUGGAGGACAAUGCUGUCAACUGCAGUUCUGUUGUUAAUGUCACUGUGUUUACAACUAUUGUCGGUGAAAACGAUACCAACAUAUUUACUGUAUCUACCAAUGAUCAGCUUCUAACAGAGGAAGAAGUCACCACUGACACUACUAUAAACCCCCCUGAAGUAGAAGUCACAGUAAAUGUUGCCGCUGCCAUAGUGGUACCAAUUGUGGUGAUCCUGCUCAUCGUAGGCUGUGGUAGUCUAAUACUCGUUGUCGGGUGUCGGGUGAGGUGUCGUAUAAUAAAAAAAAGAAAAAGGUGCAAAUGCUAUCAAUCCGCGCCAAUACUGGGAGAAAAAAAGAUACGGCUAACUGAGUAUACAAUACUCGGAUACUAUAAUGAGUGAAAGUAGUUAGCGAACAUGAGAGUUUUUUGAGCUGAAUAUUAUUUUAGUCAUUUGCAUGCUGUUAUAUUUCUAGCUGCUUGAGUUUUCAUAUCAAUCA